UCAAUCAAUCGCCGGACACCUCUCUCUCUCUUUCUCUCUGUCUGAUAUUCAUUUAUUUAAUUUUUGUGUGUGUUGAAAUCAAUCUAUCAUCACCGGAUUGUUGUGAUCUGCUACUACUUAUAUAAUCUCAAUUCUUACUUGUUUUCAUUCAGGUUUCCGAGUUGACCAUCUGUUUUGAUAAGUAGCCCGAGCUGCUUCCGGGCUCGGGCUCUAAUUAUGGAUUCAGAUUCUUCUUCUUCUUGUUCUCAUUCCGUCACCACAACCUCAACAACAACAAAAACAUAUGAUACGCCGCCUUAUCAUCUUCACAAAUCUCGCCUUUACGAGACUCCUUCGAACUAUUAUAUCAUUGGAAGCAGUAAAAACAAAUCCGUUUGGAGGGUCUUAAAGAUCGACAGGUCUGAAGCUUCCGAGCUCAACAUUGUUCAAGAUUCUACCGUCUACACUGAACCUCAAUGCGCCGAAUUGAUACAUAGGAUCAACGUUGGGAAUAAGUCUACUGGCGGGAUCAAACUUGUUACCUUGUGUUAUGGCAUUGUUGGAUUCAUAAACUUCUUGGGACCUUAUUACAUGCUGCUCAUUACUAAAAGAAGGAAAAUUGGUGCAAUUUGUGGUCAUGUUGUAUAUGCCAUCGCCGAGAGCAAGAUCUUCCCGAUUCCCAAUUCUACUAUUGCUCCCAAUGUGGAUCAUUCUAAGAAUGAGAACAGAUACAUGAAGCUCCUUAGCUCAGUGAAUCUUACAAAAGACUUCUUCUUCAGCUACUCCUAUCAUGUCAUGCAUAGUCUUCAAAAGAACUUGUCUGCUCAGGAAGCAGGUCAGGGUGCAAAUGAAACAAUGUUUGUCUGGAAUGAGUUUUUGACAUCUGCAAUCCACAAUCAGCUGAACAAUAAUAUCUGGACUGUAGCGCUGGUUUAUGGGUUUUUCAAGCAGGUCAAACUAUUAAUAUCUGGAAAGGAAUUCCACUUGACCCUCAUUGCUAGACGAUCUCGCCAUUAUGCUGGGACCAGAUACUUGAAAAGAGGGGUGAACGAGAAUGGCUGUGUUGCCAAUGAUGUUGAAACGGAACAGAUAGUGUUUGAAGAUGUUCCAGAAGGAUCUCCUGUUCAAGUUAGUUCCAUUGUUCAAAAUCGAGGUUCAAUACCCCUGUUCUGGUCGCAGGAAACCUCAAGAUUGAAAGUGAAGCCUGAUAUAAUUUUGUCAAAAAAAGAUCAGAAUUAUGACGCCACCAGGCUCCACUUUCAGAAUCUUUACAACAGAUAUGGGAAUCCAGUUAUUAUAUUGAAUUUAGUUAAGACUAGGGAAAAAAAACCCAGGGAGUCCCUUCUUCGCGUGGAAUUUGCUAACGCUAUCGAGUCGAUUAAUAGAGAUUUACCGCGGGAAAGUCGCUUGAAGUUUCUUCACUGGGAUCUAAACAAAUAUUCCAGAAAAUCUACAAAUGUGCUGGCACUUUUGGGUAAAGUGGCAACCUAUGCAUUGGACCUAACUGGCUUCUUUUAUUGUCGAGUAACCCCAAGUAGAAAGUCACAAAAGUUAUCAAAUCAAUCCGAAAACGGAAGUGGUGGAGAUCACUGUUUGCAGAACUGUGGUACUGAGAACAGUGAUGGUGACAUCUUGUAUAAUGUAUUUAGUGUUGAUAGCAACAAUGAAAGUAGGAAACUCAGUUCCAAGCCUCCUAAGUAUCAGACUGGGGUCCUGCGAACGAAUUGUAUCGAUUGUCUGGAUCGAACAAAUGUUGCCCAAUAUGCCUAUGGUUGGGCUGCACUUGGCCAUCAACUGCAUGCAUUAGGAUACCUAGAUGUUCCAACUAUUGGGUUGGAUUCUCCUCUAGCCGAUAAUUUGAUGGAAGUUUAUGAGAAAAUGGGCGACACACUUGCUCUACAGUAUGGUGGAUCUGCAGCUCACAAUAAGAUAUUUAGUCAGAGAAGAGGUCAAUGGAAAGCAGCUACCCAGUCCCAGGAGUUCUUCAGAACUAUACAACGCUACUACAGUAAUGCUUAUAUGGACGCUCAAAAACAGGACGCGAUCAAUGUGUUCCUGGGUCAUUAUCGCCCACAACAUGGUAGACCCGCAUUAUGGGAAUUGGACUCGGAUCGCCAUUACGUUGUUGGAAACGGUGGUUCUAGUUCAUUUGAGGAAAAUGCAAGGGCACCAUUUCAAAGGUCACUGUCAGAUGGCAACAUUAUCAGCGAUGCCACCUCACCCAUGGAUCGUGGACAGAGGAAUGGAGAGUCUGAGCAUUCAUAUCAUGAAGGACAAGAUAGUAGGAAGGGUUUAUCAGAAUCAUCACCUGAAAUCUCAACUUGUGAAAGUGAUUCAUCCUAUCCAAGGUAUAUGCCUGCAAUGUCUCGUCAGCAGCUUUUCCUAGAUGCCCAUGCUGAAGAUUAUCCCAACAGUGAUCGCAUAUUCUACAACAAACGUUUGGAUUCUUUUAACUGUUCAAAUUUUCUGGAUGUUGAUAUGAUUUCUUCAUCUGGAAAUUCAUGUGAAGAAGAACCAUACGAAAGGUCACUUCUCACAGGCUCCCCUUGUGGUGGUCAAUCAUCUGAAAAUUUAGUCAAUGGAACGGGCCCUCUACCAUGUGGUUCUGAAUCAUGUCUGCAUUUAAAAGAAGAAAAUCAAGGUGGUAGGAACCUUAGGGCAGGCGAAUACCCUGAUGAGUUUGUGAAAUGGGUUAUGGAUGGAGGAUUGCUUUUCCAUUGAUCAGUUUUGCCAUAAAUAAAAAAUAAAAAAUUCUUAUCGAUAAACCGAUUGAUUUUUCUCAUCCAAAGGAUGCAGAUUGCCCUUCAGAAAUAAAUGGUUGGAGAUAUACCAUAAAAGGAAUUUUCAUGAAAAUGUAAAAUCAUCCCAAAAAAAAAAAUUAAAAAGAAAAGAUAAGGAAAAGAAGUAUCCUGGUCGUGUCAAAACAACAAGGAAGUUGGGAUUUCCAGAGUCCCACCACGGUAGAAGGAAAAAAAAAAAGAUUGCUAUAGUCAGCAUUUAAAAAUCUUAGGAGAUGUGAAUUCUUGUAAAUAUUUUGUGCAUUAUUAUUGUAUUAUAUAUGGUCCUUGGUCGUGCUGUUGUCCACACUUACACAAUCAGUUAUUGAACAGUUUGAUAGACAUGUAAUAUGUUAAUGCUCUAAAACGCUUUCAACA
Molecule: messenger RNA, 3134 nt
Organism: Erigeron canadensis
Lineage: Eukaryota; Viridiplantae; Streptophyta; Magnoliopsida; Asterales; Asteraceae
Product: phosphoinositide phosphatase SAC2-like
Exons: 17
Coding region: 217-2700 (827 amino acids)
Biological process (GO): phosphatidylinositol dephosphorylation
Cellular component (GO): intracellular membrane-bounded organelle
Molecular function (GO): phosphatidylinositol-3,5-bisphosphate 5-phosphatase activity
Source: RefSeq, a predicted model, not a curated record